Messenger RNA from Zophobas morio, 454 nucleotides. RefSeq lists its product as uncharacterized. The transcript has 6 exons. The record is from RefSeq and is a predicted model, not a curated record. Lineage: Eukaryota; Metazoa; Arthropoda; Insecta; Coleoptera; Tenebrionidae. Bases 20 to 454 code for a protein of 144 amino acids.
UUUUAAUAAGUAGCUGCAAAUGUUUUAUAAAAGGAAAACGUCCAAAAAGAAAAAAACAGAAGACUCAAUUACAACCCCACUCAAUAUUUAUGAAGUGAACGAAGAUCAGCCGAAAACGGAGGAUGAGGAUGAAACUUCGAAAGUAACGGCUUCGCCAGAGCUAUUAAAGGCUAUAGAAGAUGAACUUAAUAAACUAGGUUUAAAGACGGAAACGACUUUAAGUUCUACGGGACGCGGACUUGUUGAUAAAAGGAAAAGUUUAUUGCUGCAAACUAAUCCUGAGGAGUUUGGGAGGCCCACUGUUUUUAAUGCUCCCUUAAAGAAUGUGGCAAAAAGGAUGGAGCUUGAUUACGCCAUCUUUGCUCGAAUGCAAGAAGAAGCCGCAAAGCUUCAAAAAGAAAGAAAAUUGUUAUUUUAUAUAAUAAUAAAAUAUUAUUUAUAUCCGCAUUUAUGA